This is a messenger RNA of Peronospora farinosa, 1269 nucleotides long. The record is from the annotation of a GenBank genome assembly. Lineage: Eukaryota; Oomycota; Peronosporomycetes; Peronosporales; Peronosporaceae.
AUGACCAUAGCUCGUCAUCAUUUGACCAUUCAAGAGAAGAACCAAGUGCGUGCAUAUCAUCGUGAACGUCCAGACUUGACCCAAGAACAACUUCGUGAAUGGGUACAUGGCAAAUUUAGUAAAUGGAUUGGACGCUCAACUAUUGGCAAAAUUGCUAGUCUACCCGAAGAAGUUUGUGCCAAUCCGUCCGCCAAACGCAUUCAAAGUGGUCGAUAUCCAGACAUGGAAGCCGAAUUAUAUGGAUACAUUAUAGCCAAACAGAAUGAGAAACAUACUGACGAGUCGCUACGGGAUGAUUUGUCUAUUCUUAGUGAAGGGAUUUUAUGGACAAAAGCCAAUGAAAUCCUCCAUCGCACUCGAGGAUCUAAUCAAUCGGUAUCUUUAGGUUGGGUACAGAGGUUUAAGAAACGUCAUGGAUUGCAUCGUUCUCAAAGACUUGGUACAGUUAAAGAGCAACUAACGGAGACUAUGGGUUUAGGGAGCAAUUGUGUAGGUAUGAAGCGUGGGAGAGACGAAGAUAGUAAACAUGACGAUAAAACUGAAAAUGACCUGGCCAUGAUACCGUCAGUUGGAAAUAUUCGUACUGACACGGGUAGAACACCAAGUAGAAAGCAGUUUGUAUCGGCUGAUGACAUUCUACUGCUGACUCAAGUUAAUAUCACGAAACCAUGGGCAUAUCCACACAUGAUGGACGGGUGGCAAGAAGUUUGUGAACAAUUGCGCAAACAUAGUAAUUUUAACUUGGAGAAGACAGCAGGUGCCUGUCAAGCGCGUAUUGCAUUGUUGCUAGAUCAUUUUCGUGCUGGGAAUGUUGCUGCACUGCGAAAGUCUGGAACGUCAAAAGAGUUUGAACGGAAGCGUGAGCUGCUGGUCGAGGUGCAGGUCCAACAAACAGCUUUUGAGGAGUUUCAGGCAAAUUUGCGCAAGAUGAGAGGAGAACCAUCACCAUCUUCGUCUGUGACGCAGCAUGAUGCUGCUGUUGCAAAGGUUGGUGAAGCUGCUGCAGCUAUCGCCGUUGCAGAGGCAACAGGAGAGGCGAAUCGAAAUGGCCAGCGACGUUUGGAGCUACUGGAGAUUCGGAUGGAACGCGAACUUGCUAAGCAGAGACGACAUACAGACGAGCAAGUGCAUCGGCUUGAAAGACUGCAGCAAGCGCAAUUGGAAGUCCAACAGAAGCAGCACGCACAGUUACUAGCUACCAUUCAGCAACAACAGGCCAUGAUGUUGGACCUAAUUAAAUCAGUUGCUGCUCAGUCCAACGAGACUUAA